Messenger RNA from Anastrepha obliqua, 1719 nucleotides. Its product is annotated as inactive hydroxysteroid dehydrogenase-like protein 1. The transcript has 5 exons. Gene Ontology annotation, molecular function: oxidoreductase activity. The coding region runs from base 555 to 1565 and encodes 336 amino acids. The record is from RefSeq and is a predicted model, not a curated record. Gene Ontology annotation, cellular component: endoplasmic reticulum. Lineage: Eukaryota; Metazoa; Arthropoda; Insecta; Diptera; Tephritidae.
UUGCGGACCUGUGGUGGUGCUUCAAUUGAAAUCAAUUAACUUCAUACGUUUUAUAUUUGCAUAGAAAUUUUUCAAAAAAUAUUGAAAUUUUCAUGAAAAUUAAUUUAGAAUUCAAAUAAGCAAGAUUUGAUGGCAAUAAUUAAAUAAAAAAAUUAUCAGCAAACCAAACAAAAAAAUUAUAGCGAGCGUCCAGUGUAUCAAUCAAUCACAAACAAAAAAGUGCCUAACGCAGAGAGAAAUGCAAGCGAGAAAGGCAUAUAAAUUCAAUUUCAUUGUAUUGAAAGAGAGUGGGAAAUGUUAAAAACUACAGACCUGAGUGUAUUUUUCUUUUAUGAGAGAUAUUGAGUGCUGUGGACUUUUUCGAUUAAUAGGUACAAGUAGAAGUGUGACGCUUAUUUUCUUAUCGUGCUUUAAUGGCCUUUCGGUGCACUCUGCUUAUGACGCGCUAAAAUUUUGCUCACGCCUUCGCUUAUCAGAAGAAUUAUUUGCUUUAUAAUAGUUUCACAAUUAAAAUCAUUAAGCUAAUAUACACAAAUUGUACAAAAUAUACAACAAUGUCUCCUCUUAAUGAAGUGAGCAUUUAUACGUUGCUGAGAAUGGCGUUCGUUUGGCAGCUACUUUCGUUUGGUGUCUACUUGGUCGGUCUGCUGGCCAUCGCGACAUUCUUCUUGGAUAAUUUCAAAUCGCUUGUGUCGAUAGUGAAGGCAAUUUUGGAGCCAUAUUUUCAGCCGCAAGUGCCGCAAACGUUGGUGGAAAAAUUUGGAAAGUGGGCAGUAAUCACCGGUUCAACGGAUGGCAUUGGUCGGGAGUAUGCUAAAGAAUUGGCCAAACAAGGCAUCAAUGUGGUGCUCAUUUCACGUACAAAGGAAAAGCUCAUGGCGGUGACAGAGGAGAUUGAAUAUGAGUACAAAGUGAAGACAAAAUGGAUUGUCGCAGAUUUCGCCAAGGGGCGCGAGGUGUAUUCGCACAUUGAGCGAGAACUGAGUGGCAUACCUGUUGGCAUACUUGUUAACAAUGUUGGCAAAAUGUAUGAUUACCCUGAUGAACUCUCCAAAAUACCCGAAAACGUCAUUUGGGAUUUGAUCAACAUCAACGUAGCUGCCGUCACCAUAAUGUCACGAAUGCUCAUACCGCAGUUAAAGAAACAGAAUCGAGGAGCUAUUGUUAAUAUAUCGUCCGGCAGUGAACUACAGCCUAUACCAUAUAUGGCAGUUUAUGCAGCAACCAAGCGCUAUGUGAAAUGCUUCUCGCAGGCGAUCGAACGUGAAUUGGCGGAGCAUAAUAUCACGGUACAGUGCGUCACUCCACUCUUUCUGGUUACAAAAAUGAAUCAGUAUUCGGAUACCGUUAUGAAGGGUGGCUUUCUGAUACCGGAUGUGAAGAAUUUCACACGUUCGGCGGUAUUCACACUGGGCAAAACAGCUGAGACGACUGGUUAUUGGACACAUGGAUUGCAGUACUUCUUCAUGAAACUCGGUCCAGAGUGGCUUCGCAUACGUAUUGCCCAUAUGAUGACACGUAAACUGCGUCGAGAGUACCUGGUGAGCCAUGGAGAAAAGGCAUGAAAGACUGAUUGAUAGGAAGCAUAUAAUUUUAAUUUUAAUUUUCUAAUACACACAUACUCAUGUACAUAUACAUAUGUAUGUAUAUUUACUUUCACAUUAUUGUUUUUAAUAUUGCAUCUCUUAUUGACUAAUGCAAUAAAAAUAAAAAGUUUUU